Molecule: messenger RNA, 420 nt
Organism: Candidula unifasciata
Lineage: Eukaryota; Metazoa; Mollusca; Gastropoda; Stylommatophora; Geomitridae
Source: the annotation of a GenBank genome assembly
AAGCUUCGUGAAGAAAUGAUGAUCAUGAAAAAGUAUAUUCUCUCCUGCAUCAGUGCCAUGUCUGCUAAACUUCUGCUCCUGCUGGAACACAGGCAGCAUUUUGUGGAGAGCUCUGACCGAUACUCCAUGCAGGAUUUAUUUGAUGCAGAGGAUGUUCUUCUUCCAGAACUAGUCAGUGUCCACAGCACAUGGGCUCGCCAUAUUAAAGUCGAUUGUCAGCUGUGUCAGGGACGAGGUUUCUGCUGUGAGCUCUGCGGUGACAGGGAGAUUUUGUUUCCCUUUGACAGUACAGCUGUUGUGUGUGCUAAGUGUUCCAAUGUUCUUCACAGACAUUGUUUUGCUAAGACUUCUGUCUGCCCUCGAUGUGAAAGACGAAACAAGAGGAAAACUAAACAGAGUGAUGGACUGGCUAAGAGCUAA